Molecule: messenger RNA, 755 nt
Organism: Emiliania huxleyi CCMP1516
Lineage: Eukaryota; Haptophyta; Isochrysidales; Noelaerhabdaceae
Exons: 4
Coding region: 1-561 (186 amino acids)
Source: RefSeq, a predicted model, not a curated record
AUGUCGGCCGGGCAAGCCAUCAGCUGCGCUUGGGCCACCGCCCUGGCCGUGAGCGAGCUUUUGCCGGCCACGGCGGCUACCAAGAGGAUGGGCCCGGGCUCUGGCGCCGCGAGCACGGCGGGACGGAGGUCGACACUGGUCAGCACCGCGGCUGGUGACGCCGCGAGGCGCCCGCCAACUCUCGGCGACGGUGAGACGGUGCAAGAUGUGCAGCUCUCGGCAGACGUCGAGGCGCUCGAGCUGCGGUGCAACGAGCCGCUCCGCUCCCGUACGACCCGCUUGUACAGUGACAAGUGGCACGGUUCGCUCCCGUCUACACGCUCGACUUCCUCACCAGGGUGGGGCAGACGUUCCCAGGCUCGACGCCUGGGAGUGUUGUCCUAUCAUCCGCGCUCGUCGGCGACUCGACCGACUUCCCCAGCGAGAGUGUUGCGAGCAACAGGGUCGCCUCGGCGGCUUGAGCUGCGCAGCGACAGAUCACUCCUCACCAGGCAAGCUGCGGCCCGGACGGCCGCGUCUCGUAGUUGCACACCCGUGGCGACUACGUUCCCGCGGCGGUGACAAUGUCCCGUGUUGACGACGGGAGACACUGGUGUCACGCGCCGGCUUGCUUGCGGCUCGGCGCGCGCGCCGCCGCGCGUGGCGGCCGCGUGAGGCGUUGCACACCCUCGUUCGGGCGUGUGUCGUGGCUGUGUUAUGUGUGUUUGGUCCUUGCCCCCAGAUUUUGUCUUUUUACAAUGGGUACUCAUGGGGAA